This is a messenger RNA of Paramecium sonneborni, 315 nucleotides long. The record is from the annotation of a GenBank genome assembly. Lineage: Eukaryota; Ciliophora; Oligohymenophorea; Peniculida; Parameciidae.
AUGCAUGUAUAUGAGAUGGAUAGUAAUACUAAAGAGUAUAGAAAAACUAAGGAAAUUGCUGUAAAAUUUGGUUCAAAUGGUGAUUGGUAUCUAUUUCCAUAAUAAUACUUAAAGUCAAAAUGCCUUCUUGUGAAUAAGAAUGGAAAUAAUGUUAAUUUAAUUAGGAGGAAAGAAAAUGGUGACUUAAUAAUCUAAUAAUCAAUUGAUUUUGGUACUUCUGGUAUUUAUGGAUAAUUAAGUGAUGAUGGAGAGUAUUGGAUAACUUGGGAUUGGAAAUCAAAGGAAAUAUAAAUAAGAAAGUGUAGAGAAUUAUGA